UGAUGGGCAGCUGCAGCAGCAAAAGAUGCGGGAUUUUGUCUCCAGGCUUUUCCAGGGAAGCCCCGAUCUCAGAUGCUGUUUGACGUUAUAACUCAUGGUCUGUUGCAGUAUCCUCACUCAUGCUAUCAUUCGGAAGAAGUAUCUUGACGAUGUCGGGCUAGAGAAUCUAUCCAAACAGGAGAAGGAGCAACUCAAACAACUGGUAGAGGAAGAACUGGUCCAGAUAAAGGUUGAUCAACCCCCAAGCAAUGUAGAGUUAAGGACUGAAGCCCAGCAUUCCUUCAAAUCUGGAGACCACAAGAGACCCCUUCAUAUCUCCCAUAGUUUGGAGGAUGAGAUUAAAAAUGAACAGAAGCAGAAAAAGCAAAAGAUUGAAAAGAAGUUAGAAGUCAGUUCUGAUGAAAAGGAUUCUGGGAUUGAUUCUAAGAAGAGGCCAUGCUACAAGAGUCAAAAACGUCGCAGUAUGAUUUCAGAUUCUUCUGAUCAAGGAAACUCCGGAGCUGGAAAUAACUGUGAUGAGUCUGAAAGCGAUGAGGAAACUACAAAGAGCAAACGAAAACCAUCCCUUCAGGAGGCAAGACGGGAGAGAGGGCCAGGCACGAUCAGGGGCUCCCAGAAAAGGGGGGUGAGUGAAUCUGAGGAGACCACCACCGACACAGGACAGAGUGACCUUGAAGAUGAGGUCAAAGGACAGAGGAAGGCCAUAAAAAGGAACAGCUUGAAGCAAAGAGACUUCAAGAAAAAGGUGGACAAAGAGUCUAAAGCUAAUGAUCCCAAAGGCAAAGCAAAAAUCAGGACAAUGAGUAAGCAAAGAGAGGAAAGGAGCCUAUCAGAGGGAGAAACUGAUUUGUCAGAGGUAGAAGAAAUUUCUGAAAAGAAAAGAGAAUGGAGCGAGAGUGAAGAGAAGAAGCCACUCAGUACUAAUAAAGCACAGCAGAGGAUGGGUCCGGGAACCCAGAAAGGUUCGAAGGAAAACAAGAGUGAGGAUGACUCAGGAAGUGGUUCUGAUAAAAAAUGUAAUUUGCAGAAGAAGAUGGCAGACAGCCAAUGCAGAAGGAAGAGUAGAGUUAUAGAGGAUUCAGGGAGCAGUUCUGAGAAUUCUGCAAGUCAAAGUCCAAUGAAGAAAGAGGGAGCAAAGAGGGCCAGGGGAGAAAGAGGGAGCCCGCAGACUGGAAAUCACUCCAAACCCAAAAGGCAGCCUAAAGAAAGGGGGGUGCAGAAGAAGUUGCCGAGAGAAGAUCUGCACAUGAAGAAACCAGAGGAAGUGAAGAAAAUGACGCAAAAGGUUCAGGAGUCCACCAGUGAAGAAUCUGAAAGUGAGUCAGGGGAAUGUAAGAGCAUGGGAGCAGAGGAGAAUUUGCUUCAGAUUCCCACUAGCAGUGAAGACAAGACAAAUCAAGGCCAGCCUAGGGAGGAGGCUCUAAUAAGUUCCCCGUCAGAGAGCGAAUCUGAUGGAGAUCCGAGGAGGGCCCUGGAAAAGGAGAGCAAGCAUGACUCUGAGUCUGACUCAAGUCAAGGGGAGGAGAAGUUGAGGAAGAGAGGACUUCAAGGCGAGAGGAAUCGAGGCCAGCCGAAGAAGGCGGCUCUAAGUUCCCCGUCAGAAAGCGAGUCAGAGAAGAGCGAGGAUGGAGAUCCGAGGAGGACCCUGGAAAAGGAGAGCAAGCAUGACUCUGAGUCUGACUCAAGUCAAGGGGAGGAGACGUUGAAGAAGAGAGGAGCUCAGAAGACACAGAGAAAGAGCAUCAGUAAAGAAAUCUCCGUUCUUGGCUCUGAAGAUUCAGGAAGUGAGCUUAAGGGAAAGAAAAAAAUCCAAAGCCAGCAGCAGAGAACGACCAAAAAGCUCCAGAGGAGGAGUGCUACCAAGGAGAAACAAGGGGAGGAGUCCAGCCAGGAAAAGGACUCCAGCUCAGAAGAGGACGAGCCCACUACUUCUCGGCAGCAACAUCUUGGAAAGGAUAAGAAGCAUCGUUCUGGAAAGAAAGAGGAGCAUCCCUCCAUCCAACGUCUGAAACGCUACAUCCGGGAAUGUGGUGUGCAUCGGAAUUACAAAAAGCUCCUGGCAGGUUGCCACUCCCGCAAAGCUCAGAUAGAGGUUCUCAAAGAAGAGCUGGAAAGUCUUGGCAUAAAAGGAACUCCAUCUCUGGCCAGGUGCAAAGCACUAAAGCAGAAGCGGGAAGAAGUAGCCAAAUUGGCUUCUCUUGAUGUCAACAAUAUUAUUGCUACAGAAGGCCGUCCAAAGCGUCGCAACGUCUGGAGCCUUUACAAUGAGCCCCAGGAGUUGCCCAGUUCGCCAGAGGAGCCGGCCGUUCGCCGUCGCGCCACAGACUGGUCCCAUCUUCGAGGAGUGAUCAGUUCAGAUGGGGAAAGCGGUUGACUCUGAGGUGGAAGAGAUGCCAGGAUUCAUUGAUUUCAUUGAUGAUCUUUGGAGAGGAAAAAGUGAUUUAAUUAAUCAAACGAAGGACCCUCUUUUAUUUUUUUUUCCCCUUCUGGUCAGAAUGCAAAGAAAAUUAAUUCCUGCUACGUUAUCCUUAUUUUUUUAAUUAUUAUUGUUUUUGUUGCAUUUUCCCUGGCCAAAGGUCAAGAACAGAAGUGCCUGAGUUGAAAGUACAUUUUCUGAAGAUGGACACAGAAGGAAAUCCAUUUUUUCCCUUUUAACAAGUUUUGUCAAUUUUGCCAUUACAUCAUUUUGAACUAUCCUUGUAAAAAUGUAGAGUAUUACUUCCUUAAUACAUUUAUGAGGCAUUCCUUCCGUUUUCUGAAGAUUAAAUCUUUUUCUUGGCUAGAUUUCAUGUCCCUAUUGCUAUGUGAUCUGAGUCACUAUCUCUUUACAUGUGACAUUUUUUAAAGAUUUCAUGAAAAUGAAGGUUUAUAUU
This is a messenger RNA of Thamnophis sirtalis, 2873 nucleotides long. RefSeq names its product HIRA interacting protein 3 (gene HIRIP3). NCBI's taxonomy places the organism in Eukaryota, Metazoa, Chordata, Lepidosauria, Squamata, Natricidae. The record is from RefSeq and is a predicted model, not a curated record. Gene Ontology annotation, cellular component: nucleus.